UCACCCACGAUGUUCACAAGACGCGCAAUCCCUUCAGCUUUCCGAGCGGCAACCCGCGCAAGCACAGCUCGCCCCAUCCCCUCGGCACGAUUCCUCACACCAUUCCAAGCACGAUUACUUUCUGAUGAAGUCCGUUCCGCGAUUGACAGGGCUGUCGCAUCAUCGCCCGUUGUUUUGUUCAUGAAGGGUACACCAGAGACACCACAAUGCGGCUUCUCGAGAGCUAGCAUACAGAUCUUGGGUAUGCAGGGGGUUGAUCCAGAGAAGUUUACUGCCUUCAACGUGUUAGAGGAUCAGGAUCUUAGGCAAGGUAUCAAAGAAUACUCUGAAUGGCCGACUAUACCACAACUAUACGUUGACAAGGAGUUUGUCGGUGGCUGCGACAUCCUCAUGUCUAUGCACCAAGACGGAUCGCUUGCGAAGAUGCUGGAGGAGAAAGGUGUAGUCGUUCCCGCGGACGGACAGGCACCAUAAGCAAUACA
This is a messenger RNA of Alternaria alternata, 482 nucleotides long. RefSeq names its product monothiol glutaredoxin-5, mitochondrial precursor. Lineage: Eukaryota; Fungi; Ascomycota; Dothideomycetes; Pleosporales; Pleosporaceae. The coding region runs from base 10 to 474 and encodes 154 amino acids. The transcript has 3 exons. The record is from RefSeq and is a predicted model, not a curated record.